GGUCCAAACACAGAUCUGCAAAGGCUCACGGGAUUGUUUUGGUGGAAGGGGGACCUCCUGCCAAGGAGCCCCGCAGCUCCUCGCUGGACCUCGCCAUGGAUGACUCGGGGAUAAUAAGACGCAGGAGGCUGCAGGACUUGCCGUUGCCUCGCAAAAACAGCAGUUGUCGCACGAGCAACAGGAAAAGUCUGAUCCUGACGACCACAUCUCCCACGCUGCCUCGCCCUCACUCCCCCCUGCCCCUCCCUGGAUACCUUGGAAGCAGCCCCCUGGACAGCCCCCGAAACUUCUCCCCAAGCAACCCUGCACACUUCUCCUUCGCCUCCUCCAGAAGGGCGGAUGGGAGGCGGUGGUCCUUAGCAUCUCUGCCCUCUUCUGGAUAUGGCACCAACACUCCCAGCUCAACGUCCUCCAGCUCUUCUCAGGAGCGGCUGCACCAGCUGCCCUCCCAGCCCACCAUGGACGAGCUCCACUUCCUGUCCAAGCACUUCGGCAGCACCGAGAGCAUCACAGACGACGAUGGGGGCCGCUGCUCCCCCCACAUGCGCCCGCGCUCCCGCAGCCUCAGCCCGGGGCGCUCCUCAGCCUGCUACGAUAAUGAGAUAGUGAUGAUGAACCAUGUGUACAAAGAGCGCUUUCCAAAGGCCACAGCGCAGAUGGAGGAGAGGCUGUCUGAGUUCAUCCAGGCUUUCUCUCCAGAGAACGUUCUCCCGCUGGCCGACGGGGUCCUCAGCUUCAUCCACCACCAGAUCGCUGAGCUGUCCAGAGACUGCCUGGCCAAAUCCCGUGAGGGUCUCAUCACCUCCGUCUACUUCUUUGAACUGCAGGAGAAUCUGGAUAAGUUGCUUCAUGAUGCGUUUGAUCGCUCUGAGAGCUCUGAGGUAGCCUUCGUCACGGAGCUGGUGAAAAAGCUUCUCAUCAUCAUCUCCAGACCGGCACGGCUUCUGGAGUGUCUGGAGUUUAACCCCCAGGAGUUCUACCACCUUCUGGAGGCAGCGGAGGACCACGCUAAGGAGGGUCACCUGAUGAAAACCGACAUUCCUCGUUACAUCGUCAGCCAACUGGGGCUCACCAGAGACCCACUAGAAGACAUGGUAAACCUGGAAAGCUACGAUAGCGAGGGACCCGUCACACCUGAGGCCGAUGAUCCGACGGAGGGCAAGAUCCGAGCCAUGAAAGCCCCAGGAGAAGCAGACUUUCAGACCAUCAAGCUGAUCAGUAACGGUGCAUAUGGCGCUGUUUACUUGGUGCGUCAUCUGGAGACACGCCAGCGGUUUGCCAUGAAGAAGAUCAACAAGCAAAACUUGAGCCUGAGGAACCAAAUCCAGCAGGCCUUCGUGGAAAGAGACAUCCUCACCUUCGCAGAAAACCCUUUUGUCGUCUCCAUGUUCUGUUCCUUCGAGACCCGCCGCCACCUCUGCAUGGUCAUGGAGUACGUAGAAGGUGGUGACUGUGCCACUCUGCUGAAGAACAUCGGGGCUCUGCCUGUGGAGAUGGCACGCAUGUACUUCGCAGAGACGGUUCUAGCACUUGAGUACUUGCACAACUAUGGCAUCGUGCACCGAGACCUCAAACCUGACAACCUCCUGAUAACCUCGAUGGGCCACAUCAAGCUGACUGACUUUGGUCUGUCUAAGAUAGGUCUAAUGAGCCUGACCACCAACUUGUAUGAAGGACACAUAGAGAAGGACACGCGCGAGUUUUUGGAUAAACAGCUCGUCAGUCUAGGUGGUGCUUUUGAAGUCAAGCAGCACUCGUUCUUCACAGAGGUGGACUGGAACAGCCUGCUGAGACAGAAAGCAGAGUUCAUUCCUCACCUGGAGUCAGAGGAAGACACCAGUUAUUUUGACACCCGCUCUGAGCGCUACCAUCACGUGCAGUCGUACGAUGAAGACGACACCAACGACGACGAGCCUGUGGAGAUCCAUCGCUUCUCCUCCUGCUCCCCUCGCUUCAGCAAGGUGUACAGCAGCAUGGAGCAUCUGUCCCAGCUGGAGCACAAACCUCACGCUGUGACUCUGAGGGAACACAAAGUACCCAGAGAGGACCGGGUGACCAAGAGAGAAAGCCUGGGAGGAGUCACCCUCAGAGACAAGAGCUGGAGGACCGGCUCUCCUGAGAUGAAGCGCUUGUCCUGCUCCGAGUCGUUCUUCACUGAGUUGGAGUCCAGCCCGCCGUCAGGGGCCCGCAGGCGCUUCUCCGCCCUCAUGGAUACGUACCGCUUCGCCUCCCCACUAGAGCUGGACUCUGAGCUGUCUUUAACAGGAAAGCAGCCCCCUGUGAAGACCAGAGGUGCUUCCCUGGAAGAUUCGAAAAUCUUGUCAAAAGACGGUAACGGCGUCACUGCAGGAGACAAACUUUUGAGACCUGCUGAUGCAUCGCUGCCUCUGCCAAGUCUGGGACCUCCUGACCCCCAGGGGCCCCGCCAAGCUACCACAGAUCUGGUGCUGCGAAGGGUCCGACACCAACAGCUCUCCAUGGAGGGAGAAAAGCAGAUCUCACGACCAGGAACUAAAGUGAUCAAAUCUGCCUCUGCGACGGCGCUGUCUGUCAUCAUUCCAGCAGUGGAGCAACACGCUGCCUCCCCUCUGCCGAGCCCCAUGUCUCCCCACUCCGUCUCGUCCAACCCCUCAUCUCGCGACUCCUCUCCCAGCCGAGACUUCUGCCCCACGGUGAACGUCCUGCACUCUCCCAUCACCAUCCACCGCUCCGGGAAGAAGUACGGCUUCACCCUCCGAGCGAUUCGAGUCUACAUUGGUGACAGUGACGUUUACAGCCUGCAUCACAUGGUCUGGCAUGUGGAGGAUGGAGGCCCCGCCCAGGAGGCUGGACUUAAAGCUGGUGACCUCAUUACUCACGUGAACGGGGAGUCGGUUCAUGGUCUUGUGCACACCGAGGUGGUGGAGCUCAUCCUGAAGAGUGGAAACAAAGUGACAGUCACAACGACCCCCUUUGAGAACACCUCGAUAAAAGUGGGCCCUGCACGCAAGUCCAGCUACAAAUCCAAGAUGGCACGGCGCAGCAAGAGGACAGGGGUCAAAGAGGGACAAGACAGUAAGAAACGCAGCUCCCUGUUCAGGAAAAUCACGAAGCAGUCCAACCUGCUCCACACCAGCCGGAGCCUGUCGUCUCUCAACCGCUCUCUGUCCUCUGGAGACAGCCUCCCAGGGUCCCCCACCCACAGCCUGUCUGCCCGCUCUCCCACGCAGACGUACCGCUCCACACUGGAGUCCUCUUACCUGGGCACCUCCUCCCAGAGCAGCUCCCCGGCAUCGAGCACCCCCAACUCCCCGGCUCAGUCUCACCACAUGAGGCCCAGCUCUCUGCACGGCCUGUCCCCCAAACUUCACCGACAGUACCGCUCCGCACGCUGCAAAUCUGCCGGCAACAUCCCACUCUCCCCUCUCGCCCACACCCCGUCCCCCACCACCUCCUCCCCGCCGCCUUUCACCGGGCACACGGUGGGGAGCUCCAACACCACCCAAACGUUUCCCGCUAAGCUGCACUCCUCGCCUCCCGUCGCUCGCCCUCGGCCCAAGAGCGCCGAGCCGCCCAGGUCCCCCCUGCUGCAGCGGGUGCAGUCCGCGGAGAAGCUAGGGGCGCCGAUCCUCCCGUCCUCCUCUUCGUCGUCGUCAUCGCCGUCUCCGCUGACAGGCGGGGUGUCUUUGCGCAAGCACAGCCUUGAGGUGACCCACGGGGACUACAGGAGGGAGUCCUUCCACUGUGAGCACAGUCUGCAGAGCCUACUCGAGAUCGAAGGGGAGAACGGACCUGCUCCUCCAUCUCCGUCCUCAUCUUCCUCUCCUUCUCCUCCUAUGGGAGCAGAGAUGGGGGGCCUGAGUCAGGCGAGGAGGCUGGGGAGGCAGGAGUCGCCGCUCAGCAGGGACGUGCUCGUAACGAAUAAAGAGAAAGACGUAACGACAGCGCCUGAGCACGCUGGGUCACAGAACGAGAGGAGAGUCCCCUCAGCAGAGUGGAGGAGCAGUGAGGUGGAGAGGAGCAAGACUUCAUCGUCUGCAGUCGCUCUGAAGUCUGCUCCUUCACACAGAGAGACCAGGUCCAGUCCUGGGAAACCUCCAGACGCUUCACGCUCUGAUGCAGCGGUCCUCCAGAGCAAACCCAGCGACAAAACCUCAACCCCAGGUCCAAAGAGCCUGCAGCAGACAGACUGCAGAGCUGCACCCAAAGCUCAGGAAAAGACAGAAGAGAAGGAGAAAGGUGCCGGAGGGGGGGACAAAACCAACUUGCAGUCCAAACAUCGUAAAGGCCCGGAAGUGGGAGAGAAAGGAGGUGCCAGUGGAAGUGAAAAAGCAACUGAAGCAACAAAGACCAAAGGACCUGCACCCACAGCCUCAGUCCAGGUUCAGCCCCCCUCCACAGCCAGACACCGAGCAGAGAGACCCGCAGUCUGCAGCCGUGGCCCCAAGGAGGAGAGGGCUCACCUGGAGGCCCUGGAAGAGAACCCCGUGUCCCCCUCCUCAGUCUCGCCCCCCUCAAACAAGUCGCGCCCCAUGUCCCCCGGGGACAAAGCCAGCUUCGUCACGCAACUCACAAGCGUGGCCAAAACCGUGCUGGGGCCCAUGAAGGGGGGCUCGCAGGAGACGGGCAAGUCGAAAGACACCCCAAAGACAAGCGAGGAGAGGAAGGGGGGCUCAGGGGGGAAAACAGAAGCUACAUCUGGGGGUGUCCGCCGGAUGGGUCAAGGCUCAGCUUCCGGCAGCUCCAGCAGCGCUCACUCUGAGAAAACUCGGAGCUCCAAACAUCAUUCGUGACGAAAGGAGUACGUAAAGAUCGAAGCUGUCCUGAGUAAUGCCUUUUACUGUAGCGUCACACCGACAUAUCAAGACUUCAUAC
Nematolebias whitei (Rio pearlfish) is the source of this 4854-nucleotide messenger RNA. RefSeq names its product microtubule-associated serine/threonine-protein kinase 1. NCBI's taxonomy places the organism in Eukaryota, Metazoa, Chordata, Actinopteri, Cyprinodontiformes, Rivulidae. The record is from RefSeq and is a predicted model, not a curated record. Gene Ontology annotation, biological process: peptidyl-serine phosphorylation; intracellular signal transduction. Gene Ontology annotation, molecular function: magnesium ion binding; ATP binding; protein serine/threonine kinase activity. The transcript has 27 exons. The coding region runs from base 96 to 4772 and encodes 1558 amino acids.